Planococcus citri (citrus mealybug) is the source of this 2038-nucleotide messenger RNA. RefSeq lists its product as uncharacterized. Bases 234 to 1868 code for a protein of 544 amino acids. Lineage: Eukaryota; Metazoa; Arthropoda; Insecta; Hemiptera; Pseudococcidae. The transcript has 6 exons. The record is from RefSeq and is a predicted model, not a curated record.
UGAUUCACACAUGUUAAAUGAUUUUGGUGAUGAUGACGUUGACACGAUUGUGGAUUAUUUACACAAAUGUUUCAACAUUCGAUCUACAAGUACAAUGAAAGAAAAUACUUAUGUAGGUAGGUCUAGGUGUUCAGCUUCUUAAUUUUUUGUGGAAUUGAAAUAACGUAGUCUGUCUAAUUUUUCAAUUCGUUCAGUUUCUUUCAAGUUAACAUCGAUCGUACGAAUUUUGCGACAUGAAGAAAACCAUGAACUGGAAUCGGGGCAUCCUAUCUUGGAUUUUUGUAAUCGUAACCGUCAGUUCAAUCAAUUCGAUUUUAGCCUUAGGUGAACCUGUAGGCGUUAUUGAUUGGUCAAACGGAGACUUUACUCUAGCACACAAUGCGAGAUUCGACGACAAAAAAGAGAUCUUCGUGGCACUGGCUCCUCGAGGACGAAAAAUAUUACAGCUUUGCUCAAUAAAUGACGAUCCUGGAGGCUAUAAAAUCAUGAAAACUCAACUAAACGAAGCUGUUGUCGAUCCGGAAUUAUGCGAGAAGCCUUUUGUGUGGCAUAUUUUUCAAUCUGGUGCUGUCUUCAAUAUUGGACUUGCGAUUCACACACCGGGUAUAAAAUCAAAUCAGAAGCCUAAAUAUCAUCAUAUAGACGACGAUUUUAAAGUACUCGGACUGAUCGGUUUCGUAUUUGAUGAAUCGAGGGGGCGAACUGAGCUCGUAUGGUAUACUCUGACUCCAGGUUCCCUUCUACAUGCUGAGAUAAGCAAGGAGAGCAGAGAGUCAGUAGAAGAAUUCGACAAGAGCAUCAAUUUUCAUGGGUAUGAUGUCGAUAAAAUAUAUUCUCAGGAUUCGUAUCCAUUUGUCAAAGUCCCCUUGGCUCCCAAACAAGAUUUCCUCUUCAUUAAUUAUAGAGGUGCUUCACAAACCAAUGUUCUCACUGCUCCAAUGUGGCAGGAGCUCUACGACCAAUGGCAAACUUUGGAAAUAUUUACGCGAAGAGUAGCUCAGGUACUCAAUUCUUUAUUCAUAAAAGUAGGAAUUCACGGAGAGAUCAUGCAAAUUGAGCCGAGUACAGGUACCAAAAAAUCUUCGCCAUUGUUCCUGAAUUCAACGGAAGGCAAAUAUUCCAUACCAAAGUAUUUCUACAGAGCAAUCACUUAUAAAUUUUUCAUCAAAAAAGAACAGGAGGAAGUAAAAGCGAUACAGAUGGAAGAAGAAGAAAAAAACAUGAAAAUGGAGCAAGAGCAAGAUAUAGAGAUGGCCGAGGAAGAGGGAUCUGAAAAGAAAAAACACGAGGGAGAGAAAAGCAAAGAGAAAGAAUACAUCGAGUACAGAUACGGAAUCGUAAUCGUAAUGCACAACAUGAGAAAAAAUCCCAACAGUGAAUGGGAUUUUGAAAAUAUCUGCCCCGACGAUGAGGCUGAAAUUGCAAAAACAGGUUGGAUGAGAUUUUUGCCUGCUGAUGGAUUAAAGACCCCGAUGUACGGUUGCUUGUACAAUAAAAAAAAUAUGGAACGAUUUCAUAGAAAGCUCGGUGAUGAUUUUCAAGUUUUCAAUUUGAAUGAUCUGCCCACAUUGGCUGUGGACCCAGUGACUGGUAAAGGAAUGAUUACAAAUAAAAAUAUUCUGGAGGAAAUGAAAAGAUGGGAAGAAGCUAGUGAAAAUAAUACAUCGGUUCAAAGUAAUAAUAACGAUGAGACUUCGAUGCAACUUUCGCGAGAAACCAUCGAAGAAGAUUUGAAUCGACCAACACCUCCUCAGUAUUUUGAAAAAGAUCAGCUUCCUCGCUCACCUCCUGAGAUUUCUGAAGGAGAUCGACGAGAGGAGAAGAGGAGAAGACAUGAUACAGAUGCGAAUGCCAGUUCAAGUUCCUGAUUUGUUUCAAAGUGAAUGAUCCAUUCCUUAUUUCCUUCCUUAGAUAUGCAUACAUUUUUUUGCAAAAUCCUACCUACGAAUAAAUGUCUAUUUUCCUAAGCUAAGUAAAAUCUAACCUUACAUUGCAAUCUGCCAUGAAUCUGUUUAAUCCAAAACAAAUAAAUCUUGAA